GUCUCUUUGGCGCUUUGUUAUCCGCAUUCAGACAGCAAAACGUUAAUCCCCAGUCAACACAAAGCGACUCAAUGAUAGCACAAUGAUGGGCACACGGCGAAAGGGGCAACAAUCGAAAAUUCUCGUCGAGACUCGAUCCGUCACUCCACGCACGUUCACAGUCUCGUACUGUAAAAUCGGUGUUGAGAUACAACCUAUUUUUCCUGCGGUAUUAGUACGUAAAUGGAGAGGGGCGGGGCCACAAUGUCGAACAAUAAUUUUGAGCAGGGCCAUUCCAAAACAUAUGUCGGUGGAAGUGGCGUGUUGGUGUGUGGUACCGGGUUGUCUUUUUGGAGUGUUAAUGUUCGACUGAGUCUUUUCUGCGUCACCUUCUUUGUCGUCGUAGGAAUGGAGUUUAGCCAUAAUUGUCAUUCUCUUUUUCAAAAUCCAUGUCGGACGGAGACGGGAGGAGAGUUUAUUUUUGCCGUUAAAGAACGGGUUUUUCGAGAUGGAAGAAGUGGCAAGGAAUUUCUCGAGCAGAGCGUUUGUUGCGUGGAGGAGGUCCCGGGAUCGAAACCCCAAGGAUUUUUUUGGUACAGUACGGUUUGUUUCGGAGGAAGAGCUGUGUUAGAUGAGAUAGCUGGGGAGAUGGUCGAAGCUUAGGUGAAAUAGGCAGGGAAGACUUGUUUAAAUUUGAAUUGGCCAUAUGUAGAGUUGUAGUGGCUGAGCCUAAAUUUGUGAUAUGCAGGCGGUUUUUCUCCUCCUUGGAAUCCAGAUGACUUGUAAGCUUAGUUGCGUAGGAAGGGAUUAGAGAAAACAAGAAGAGAAAACCCUUAGCUCAUAUUUCGAUUACUUAACAUUUAGAGCUGCAAUGACUGAAUGUGGCUGAUGCAAGCUGCUUAUAUCCCUGUUGUUUUUUUUGUAUAAAUCAGGACUGCUCUGUUGUAAGGGGAGGUUUUCUUUUGUGCCCGUAGGUUGGAGAAGAGUUUUAACUUUAGAUAGAGGGACAUUUCUUGAAGUAUAGAGAAGAAGAUAAGAAUCUAGAGUUAAAUGCAAAGGGAAAAAGAGUUUGGACUUAAAUGAAAUAAGAUUUGGAGUUGCAGUAGUUGUUGCAGAAUAUAGAUGUGCACACUGUAAACUGUUUGGUGUUGCUUUAUCAAGUUAAGGCUGUUUUUGAUUACGGAAAGAGUGACACUUUAUGCAAAUAUAAAUGUAAGAGAUGCUUAUUGUGCAAUACAAAUGGAGAAAAAGUUGUAAUUAUGAUCAGUUUGUUUAAAGCUGCAGUGUCAGAAUCGUGUUGUUGUAGAGAAUGCCCAUAUGUGAAUUGUAUUAGUACUGCUACAAUUUCAUAUUUUUUUUGCAAUAUGGAGAAUUUGUUUCCUUUUGGCUUAGAUUCCAAGGAAGAGUUGUGGCCAGAUAAAAACAACAGAGGUUUACUAAUGAAAACAAAGAUGCAAUACUGAAAAAUAGUUAAGUCAACAUAGGUAGGAGGAGACCAAGGAAAGUACCAGGCAUGCAGUGUCUGUUUGAAGCAUGUCAUGCUAGAUUGGUAAUAUUUAGGAGUUAUAACUGUGUUACAAUUUUAUCAAAUCCUGAUUGAUUGGACUAUAGUACAGGUGACACACGGGGAGAAGAUUCUAUACUAGAGGAGAGAAUAAAGCAGGUCAAGAAGAUUGUAAAGAAUGGGAGCUCAUCUCGAUCGUAUGCAUGUGCAGGAGAAGGAAGACAAAGAGAUGUAUGGAAGCUUUCGAAAAAGUUUCAGCAAAUCUUGGCAUUUGAAGCGAUCUGAUGACAAUGGUGCUGUUUCAGGAGAUACGUCUGACCAUUGUCAGUCUGAUUUGCAGAGAAUUUCGUUGACAGCUUCAAAGUUGCCAUGCCAAUCCUUUGGAAGUGCUCAAUCACAGGUUUAUCCCCAGGAUGAAGUGCCCUCAUUGAAUAAGCGUGAUCGUUUUUCUCAUUCAGCUCGGCAGCAUGGUGAAAGGCGAAGAGUACCAGAUGAGAGAAGAAGGUUGUCAGACGUAGGAGUGCAGACGAUGAAAAAUGAAGAGUCCAGUGAGGCUUCUAGGGGUUUGUAUAAAAGAUUUGAUAGGCUUUCUUGCUCGGCUAGGCAUCCAGAAAUGGAUUGCUCAUUUUCACGAAGUAGUUUUUCUAAAGAAUCCAGAAACUCCAUUAGGGAUAAAGUACAAAAACAUGAAAUUAGCUUUCUUAAAACACCGGCAGAGAUUGGUAGCACUGCUAUAUUAAAGGAACCCAAAGAUUCUGACAAUAAUGAAUUUUUCCAGAAUUUCCAGAAGCCCGAUAAUGCAAGAGAACACUUCCUAAAGACAUCCUCUUCAUCUUAUUCAGAGGAGAGGUUUAUAGAUAAUCCAUCUGGAAAAUCAGGCUGCAAAAAGUGUACUGAUAAACAUCUGAAGUCUGGUAAAAGUUUAUCUUCUUGUCGUACUAAUGAAGCCAGGUCCCGAGCUGCAGCUUUGCAACAAUGGUUCAAACACAUUAUCAGGAGAAAAAGAUCACAAAAUAUAAAGAAUGGACAGCACGAGAACUAUCACACAUAUGAGCAGGACCACUCAAUCUGUAUAAAUGCCAAGUCAUCAAAUGACAUUUUAGAAUGGGGGGUCCUAAAAGAUAGAAAUUACAAUUCGUCAGGACACUAUUUCAGGGGAUCUUCUUCUAUUAGAAUGAGUAAAGCUUGUGAUGAUGAUCAUGAACUAAUACCCCAUUUACAACGGAGCAGCUCUGUUCCUCAUUCAGAAUCCAGUUAUGCAUAUCAGAAUAUCCAUGCAGAAAUGCCUAGGCUAAGCGAGGCUAGUGCCGGAAGCUUGAGAAGAUUCUCCAUUAUAGAAUCAAAGGAAUUAGAGGCUCUUGAGUCAGAAGAGGUUUUCUUCCCUCGGAGAAGACAUCGAGAAUCCAUCCACAAAAGGUCAUUUUUCCCUGAAAAGCCUAAAGAUUUGCUGCUGCAUAAUAUUGCAAGAACUGCAGAGAAUAAAGCUCAUUUAGAAGUAGAUAAUAUUGACUGUCUCAAUAGCUUUUUGAGAAGACAAAAGAUGAAACUUAGCAAUGUACCUCCAGAGGAUUGUUCAGAACGUGUCAAAAUUAUUCUUUCAGGACCUGAUCUGUCUCUAAGCUCUAUGGUGGCAGCAAUUUGCUAUGCAUGGUUGUUGGAGCACACAGCAACCCUAGAUGGAUGGAACCCAGUGCCUGUCAUUAAUACUACUCGGAAAAAGAUGUGGGAGCAUAGGCCAGCAGCAUGGCUCUUCCACCAUUGCGGUCUUGAUGGUCGAGCUCUCUUUUUCUGUGAUGAGGUGGACCUGGAAAGUCUUGUUCAUUCUCGGCAACUUAACAUUCUGGUUAUUGGACAAGAUGCCCUGGGAACUGAUGAUGAGGUUGCUUCAGUGUGCACUAUCCUUGUGGAAGAAUACAGGAAGCAUGCCUGUGAUCUCCUACAACAUCCUUAUAUCAGGAAACUUUUGCUUGCAGGUAUUCUUAUAGAUACACAGAACCUUGACCCAACUGCUGUGUUCUUUACAACAAGAGAUAAAAUGGCUGUUGAUUUACUGCUGGUUGGUGCCAGUCAGUAUAAUUGCAAUGCCCUUUUUGGUCAAUUGAAUCAGGAUCAUACUGAUAAUUCAUUAGAAGAAGCAAUGCAGAGUAACUAUGGAGUUCCUUCAAAUGAUUCUGAGCUAGUUGAAGGUGACGAAGAAGAUGAAAGUUUAUCUCAAAAGAAUGAUGUAAGCGGACUUUUUCAACUUGAGGAUAAUGUGAGAUGUUCAAGUGCAAAUUCAUUUGAUGAUUUAGUGUAUUCUCAUCAUGAGAAUUCAUUACCCAAACCAGGCGUAUUGGGUGUUAAAGUCAAAUCAAAUUGGACAGUUGCAAAGUGGUUUGGGUUUGGAUCAAGGCAGUCUGUAAAGAUUUAAAUUCACAAACCUUUUGUAGAAUAUUGUCACAUAUUGCCAUUUUUUAUGUUUAGAAGCAUUGUUAGCAGGCUAUUUAUCAAGCUCUUCGUAUCGUAUUUGGAUUAAAUACUAGCAGAGUAUGAGUGAAACCAUUGCUGUCUUGGGAAUGUAUUUUAUAAUGGUUUUUAGUUUAUGAAAUUUCAGUGCCCUCUGGCUUAUUUGUAUAUUAAUAAUAAUUGGAAGCUCAAGUUGCAUGCA
Molecule: messenger RNA, 4130 nt
Organism: Cryptomeria japonica (Japanese cedar)
Lineage: Eukaryota; Viridiplantae; Streptophyta; Pinopsida; Cupressales; Cupressaceae
Exons: 9
Coding region: 1662-3893 (743 amino acids)
Cellular component (GO): cytoplasm
Molecular function (GO): exopolyphosphatase activity
Source: RefSeq, a predicted model, not a curated record